ACACUCCAGACCCGGCCCUUCUACUCACUUUGAGAAGCCCUGAAUCCAGACUUCGGUUUUGAAAGCUCUCUCAGCCGCUCCUCCCAUUCGCAUCCUCUGCGGCUCAACGCAGUCUCCGUCCCUCCAACCAACGACAUGGCAAAGAAGCCCAAAAACCCGGCCACCACCAACGCAAACACCAACGGCGUUCCCACCUCUGGUAACAUUUUCGAGACCCUAUUCGGAUCAGUCGGAGAACACCAUACCCCUCCCUCUCUCUUCUCCGACACCAACCCUUUCCGUAGGAAACCCACCGUCCCUUCCCAGCCGCCCAAUCAACAGAACCAGCAAGUAGGGUCGGUGUUGGGGUCGGCUGGGAACCCUUCGAAUGGUGUGGAUGAAAACCCUUCUUUUGUUGAAGUGAAGGAGAAGAAGGGAAAGAACAAAGAAAAGAAAAAACCCGGUUUGGAUGUGGGUUUGAUCGGUGAGAGUUACGAAACCCAUUUGGAGAUUAAUAAAUUGAAUGUAGGGUUUGGUUCAGAUGAAGGCUUUGGGAAGGAUAGGAAUGGUGAGGAUGGGAACCCUAGUUUUGUUGAGUUGAAGAAGAAGAAAAGGAAGAGCAAAGAGAAGAAAGAACCCGGGUUGGAUUCGGGGUCGCUGGAUGAAACCCCAGAGAACCAUUUGGAAACUAAGAAAUCCAAGACGAGUGAAGUAAAAAGCCGUAAUUUUGGUGUCGAAUCGGAGGAGGGAGGUGGAGGAAAAGAUUUGGGCAUGGAAGUGGAGGCGGUACAAGAGCAGGGGGAAGGGAAGAACCAGAAUGUCGGUGUGGGUUUGGAGGUGAAGGGGAUGGAUAAGAAGAAAAAGAAGAAGAGGAAGAGGGAUGAGGUUGAGGCAGAGUAUGAGGCACGGCGAUACAGGGUCAAUGAUGGAGGUGGAGAAGGAGAAUUGGGAGGGAAAGUGGUUGGGGAGAAGAGGAAAAAGGCUGAUGAUACAAUGGAUGCUGUGGUUUCGAAGGAAGGUUUCGAUGACGAGGCUAAGCUUAUAAGGACUGUGUUUGUUGGGAAUUUGCCUCUGAAGGUUAAGAAGAAGGCGUUGUUUAGGGAAUUUAGCCAGUUUGGAGAGGUUGAUUCUGUGAGGAUUCGGUCUGUUCCUCUAUUGGAUACUAAAACACCGAGGAAGGGUGCUAUUAUCCAGAAGAAAAUAAAUGAUGCUGUUGAUAGUGUUCAUGCAUACAUCAUUUUCAAAACGGAGCAAGCUGCCGAGGCUUCUUUGGCCCAUAAUAUGUGUGUGGUUGGAGGAAAUCACAUCCGUGUUGACAGAGCAUGCCCACCGCGGAAGAAAAUAAAGGGAGAGAAUGCUCCACUUUAUGAUAACAAGAGGACAGUUUUUGUGGGUAACCUCCCAUUUGAUGUGAAGGAUGAAGAAAUUUAUCAGUUCUUUUCUGGUAUUAAGGAGCUGGAAUCCAGCAUUGAGGCCAUUCGGGUUGUCCGAGAUCCUGGUACCAGUAUGGGGAAGGGAAUUGCUUAUAUUUUGUUUAAAACGAGGGGUGCCGCAAACUUGGUCGUCAAAAAACGCAGCUUGAAGCUCCGAGAUCGCGAACUAAGGCUCUCUCACGCCAGAUCAGACGUCACACCAUCUAAGAGAAAAAACCAAUCACCCGGGGGUGCUAAUAAUUUUCCAACGAAGAAGUUAGCAGGAGAUUCCAGGACUCCAUACAGUCACAAUAAUGUAAAUACUAAGGCUUCUACGUCUUACCAGGGUCUAAGGGGUACUAAAUCAGGUGUCCAGAAGAAAGUCCCUACGAAGAAAAUCGUGGAGGCGGUGAAGUUCAAAUCCAGGACUCAUAAAAGAGAGAAGCGAGAAGAGGGGAAGGGGAAGAGACCGUCGGUUGCUGCCAGAAAGGCCAAGGCACUGAAGGUUGGAGGUGGUUCUUCAAAGCAAACUGGGAAAAAACGGAAGAUGGAAAGCCGGACUCCACAGAGCGCCCGUUUUAAUAAGAAAACCAAGAUAUCCAAAUAGGGUUUACGCGUGAUAAAUGUUUUAGAAAAGGACUUGGCUCAGAUAGGCUUUUUAAAUUAAUGCUGGGAGGAUUAGGUGUUAUUGGCAGCUGUUGUAUUCUUCCGUUGCAAGGAAAAAAGUUGAUGAAAUUUUAUCAACAAAGUUCUGUAUGUUUGGAAGUAUUCAUGAUCUAGGUUGCCUUUCAGUUGCUGAAAUCGAUUACUUUGCUUGGGAUAAUGAAGUUAUUACAUCCUUGGCAUAAA
This is a messenger RNA of Rhododendron vialii, 2240 nucleotides long. RefSeq names its product nucleolar protein 12-like. NCBI's taxonomy places the organism in Eukaryota, Viridiplantae, Streptophyta, Magnoliopsida, Ericales, Ericaceae. The record is from RefSeq and is a predicted model, not a curated record. The transcript has 6 exons. Bases 136 to 1998 code for a protein of 620 amino acids. Gene Ontology annotation, molecular function: RNA binding.